This is a messenger RNA of Erigeron canadensis, 1049 nucleotides long. Its product is annotated as protein GET1-like. The transcript is spliced from 7 exons. The record is from RefSeq and is a predicted model, not a curated record. Bases 52 to 585 code for a protein of 177 amino acids. Gene Ontology annotation, biological process: tail-anchored membrane protein insertion into ER membrane. NCBI's taxonomy places the organism in Eukaryota, Viridiplantae, Streptophyta, Magnoliopsida, Asterales, Asteraceae.
GAAACGAAAAACAGAAAACAUAACAAAUUGGGGAAAUCAGAAAGAAAAGAGAUGGAGAAAAUAAGCCCACUAAAUGCUCCAUUUAUCUUCUUCUUCGUCUUGAUUUUUCAGUUGUUUGACAAGUUCUUAUCAGAUAUGAAAAAGAAAGCAAAUGUGAAUGAGAAGGAUGUGCAAUUACGUGCUGAAAUCAAGCAAUUGUUGAAGGAGGCAGCCACUUUGUCAGAGCCAUCAACGUUUGCUCAAUCUGCAAAACUUAAGAGAUUGGCAGCAGCUAAGGAGAGAGAGCUUACAAGAAGUCAAGAGUCAGCCAGCAAGAAGAUAAAACCAAAACUUGUUUUGUUUGAGAAAAUGUUGAUAAUUUCAAAGGUUCUUACAUAUCUUACGUUCAUUGUGUGGUUUUGGCGGAUUCCUGUGGCUACCAUAUCCACAGAACUUGUGCAACCCUUUGGGAGGUUUUUAUCAUUGAAAACUGGACGUUCUUUCAGUGACACUGUAAUGGUUGGUAUUAUACCUUGGUUGAUAUUAUCCAACAGGGUUGGCAAAUACUUCUGCGACAUUAUUGCUUAUAUCUUUGAACCUAAAUAGAGGAAGGGAUCAAAGACCUUAAUGGAGCUCAAAUGAUUUCUUGACUGUAGCCUACCAGGUAUCCAGGAAAAUAAGGUUUAUUGUUGUCAUUAAGACUCUAAACGAUCGAUACCUCUGAUGGUAUAUUCUCUUCUUAUCCAGGCAAUGUGACAGUUUGGCUUUGGUAUGCUUAGUUGAAUAUGUGUAUAUAGGAUUUUAUAUGUGGUGCCUUAAGAAUUGUAUUUCUAUGUUUUAUAGGUCGUACCAUGGUGGUCAGUCUUGUGAAGGUUUAAAUUUAUAUAAUCUAAAGUGUGUUUUCAUAUAAGAAUCGGGUACUACCAUAACUGGUAAGUAUGUCAACUAAGUGUAUUAUAUGGUUGUGUACCAAAACUGGUAAGUAUGUUAUCUAUAUACGUCGUGUAUGCAUAAUUAUAUAGACAAAAAUGUAUUUUUCUUUCAUUUUAUUAGAAUACUCUCACUCUUUA